UUUUGACAAUGUAAGUACAAAAAGGUAACUCCCCCUAAUUUUAGUGCCUUCGGGAAUGUUUUUUUUUUUUUUUUUUUUUUUUUUUUGAGUAUUGAUAGCUGCUUAAUUUUGACGUGGGGCCAGGCUUGUUUUCAGUCAGUUCAUUUGACUUGAAGACGUUUUGUGACCGACCUAAGAUCCCUGUCGCAACUGUGAUGUCCAACGCUUACCACGAACUGUCAAAGGCCUAUAUAUAGAAUGAAGAAGAAAACGCAAUUAUGAUAAUAUGGGUUAUGAGUACGUUUCAUUUCCCAGCGUACAUGAAUCUGCUAGAGAAGCCGUGGAUUGAAUGGGUGGGGGGUGUGGUGGCGGGGGUAGGGGUGACUACGCAAUCGUGUGGAGGUGAAUUCUGUUCCCAUAGUAGGCGUCCGAAGACGAAAAUCCAAAUAGGGCUCGCCAGAGUGUGGUAAGAAAGGGGAAACUUUAGCGAAGUCCGAGAAGUGCGGCCGGACCCACACUGCAGUAUUCGGCAACCUCGUGUUUUUCAGAGUUCACUCCCACUGUUGCCAGAUGCGAGUUUCGCCGACAUCCUAUCCUCCGCGGGCAGGGCAGGGGGGCCCCUUCACCGAUGCGGUUCUCGACUGAAAACGCAAUCUUCGGUUACGGCCAAAAUGUGACCGUUCCCGAAUCGACAACAGCGACGCUUCAGGUCUUGAUAUGAGUCGACAAAAUUAUAAUUUCCCCUCUCUUUUCCCCGGGAUUGGCUACACUGAUGCCGCUGGUUUAAGCUCUCACGCUAGCUGCGAGGAACAGGUGACGCUCUCAGGCAAUAUUGAUCCUAGCACGCUCUUCCCAGCCAUUAACAAACAUUCGCUUUGGUUCGCCUGAAGCUCGUUGUUUCGUUCACUCAGCUUCAUCUGGACGAAGCUGAUCGUGAUUCGUCCAUCAGUAUGAAUUGGAAGAAUGAGAUCGCGUUGGCAUAAACGCAAAUUUACCAGUUCUGCAGAAAGCCCGUCAUAUUAUCUAGCAGUUCCAGGCGGGCAGAGAAACGAGUCUUUGCAGUAUUAAGGAUUGGGAACUAAACCCAAAGAGAAUGCUGGAAUACGGGAAUUUCUGCGUGAGUUUUGACGUCAGAUUUCUCGGAAACUGGAACUACCUCAAUGGGGACGAAGGAACUUUUUGGAAAGUGUCUUAAAAUAUAAAUUGAGAGGGUACAGACGAUCCAGGUAUGGGUUUUGGUCGAGAAACUGGGAGUUUUUCGUGAGCGGCCCGGAGGUCUGGAACGCGCGAACCAUUCUGGAACGGUGCCGGCAGAGCGCCUGCGCGCGAAGGGGAACAGGGAGGUGGUGGUAAUGUCGGAGCGAACACUGCCGGGGAAGAGACACUUACUUCUGCGGGUAAAACUGCGACCAGGGCAGUGGUUGUGGUGGGCGUAGCGGUGGGAGUGAGGGUCGUGGGCAAGGAGGGGGCGUUUGUGAAGGCAGAGAUACCCCUGCGGGAAAGAUCGAGGCCGCAGUCGAACAAACCCAAGGGGUUGGUUGGCCUCCAUGCUGGCAGACUCUCGUUGUGGUGGUGGCUGACAAUUGUUGCUUCCAGUGAAACAGGUGGUAGUGAGGUGACGGAGGACACGGCGCAGGAGGAAGCCCGCUGGAAGCCCGCUGGAAGCUCUACUGCCCUUGCAUCUCGUCCUGUCUUCCUUGCAAGAUGCACAACGAAGCACCCCAGAGGCCGUCGCUUUCCUCUGCCUCCUGAUGGAACCGCCUAUCGGACCUCAACUCGACGCCCUGUUGCUAUGCAAGAGAGAGAGAGAGAGAGGGAAGAAGAGAGACCAAGAGCUGCUUCGCGUGUCCCACACUCCCCUUCGGAUCAUGCAAAAGCGCGCACACAAACACACACACACACACAUACACACACAACAACUGGUGGUGUAAUAGCUGAAAGCCGAUGUCGAAUCCAAGCGCUGAUCUAUGUGCGAAAAUGUCUUUUUUCCCUUUCGUGAAAUACUGCCGAUCCUGCAAGUUGACCUCAGUGCUAGUGCAAUCAUAGCAGUAGAACCCGAUAAGAUUCCUUACAGAGAAAGAGAUAAGGAAGAAGUUAAAAAUAAAAAAUAAAAAGUGGCCUCGUUCCGGAGGAAACCGCUCCUCUGCAUCUGCCUCCUCUGCUCUCUCGUCUUUUUUUCCUCUUUUGUCUAUGCGAUCGUGAAAAAAUAAGUAAAGAAGAGGCGACACAGAGUGAUCACGAGAUAAAAAAGGAACGUCUUUAGGAAUAUAAUGUCGUCCCCUCACCACCUACAGCGUCUUCUCACUCCUAAUCAUCAUCACCAUCACAGUCCAAACAGCGAUCCAGGGAUGCCACGGUGUUACCUCGUCAAGAAAGUGGUCGUCGCCAACGAUGGAGGGGGGAACAAGGGGUGCACAGCCCCCACCUCUCCCACAGCAGGGACCCCUGCCCCACCCACACCACCUGACAUGGCAGAUCAGGAGGCUCAAACGCGUGUGUAUCACGAACUUCGAGCUGCUGAUCCUUCCUUCAGCUGUACUUUCCAGUACUACCAGACCACUCCAGACCAUGCUUACGCUAAUAUUCAGCCUCAAACCUGUCUCUCUACUAGUCAGCAAACUUGUAUUUCUACAGACCAGCAGACAUGUCUUACUCUGAAUCAAGAGGCCAGUGUUCCGCUAUGUCAGCAAUCUUGCCUGCCCGCCAGCCAGCAAAACUACAUAAGCAGUAGUCAGCAGUCAACCAUCACCGCCACCACCCCGCAGAAUUGUUACGCCACCAGCCAGCAACAGCAACAGCAACAGCAAUGUCACUCCCCGCGGCAAGUCUGCCACCUAACAAGACAGCAAAGCAGCAGCCAAGCAAGACAACAACCACACUGCCUUCCCGUCACUCAGCCAUCUGCCGUGACUACUAGUCAAGAGUCUUCUUGUCACCAACUCACCCACCAAACAGAUCACACUUUUACGCCUCUUCACCUUCGCCCAGUUGAAGAAACUGAAGCUGCUCAUGAUCUGCUAGAACUGGCACGCUCUGCACCAGCUUACAGCUAUCAGCCUCCUACACCAGCUUCCUCCUGUGACUCAGUGGAAGCAGCUUCCACCAGCUACUCUGAAACCAACACAGCUGAUGACACCGAGGCUAUCUAUGAAGACAGCGAAGCAAGUCUUACUAUUUCUCCUACGCCUUCUCCAGCUGGAAGUAGCGACACUGAGAAUGUAGCUCCGUCCUUUCCGCUUGGGCUUGAUGAUGGGCGAUCCAGACUGCGGACUGGGCGAUCCGAGGGAGUUCGAAUAGGUCGCCACAAACCCAGAUAUACCUGUUCUGAAUGCGGCAAGCACUACGCUACUUCAUCCAACCUAUCACGUCAUAAACAAACGCAUCGCGAUUUGGAUUCCGGCAAUGCCCGAUGUUGUCACGUGUGCGGUAAGGCUUACGUCAGUAUGCCGGCUCUUGCCAUGCAUGUGCUCACGCACAACUUGACACAUCGCUGCGGUGUGUGUGGCAAGGCUUUCUCACGCCCUUGGUUGUUGCAAGGACACAUGCGAUCUCACACUGGGGAGAAGCCAUUCCGAUGCCAUCAUUGCGGAAAAUCGUUCGCUGACCGCUCCAAUCUGCGUGCCCACAUGCAGACCCAUUCACAGCUCAAGAAUUUCAGGUGUAAGCGCUGUAAUAAGUCUUUUGCCCUCAAGUCUUACCUCAACAAACAUUACGAAUCAGCAUGCUACCGAGACGGGGCAUGUGGCGAGACGUGUCAGUCUCCAGGUCCUUGAAGCUCAUAUUAUUUAUGUCUAUGUCUUAAUUCACAGUGGACUUGUGUAUGAUGGCAAUGUAAUAAUGCAUUAAGUCUGUCUUGAGAAAAAGUAAGCAUUUGUAUGUAAAGAUAUAAAUAAUGUUAUGAUCCUAUACUGCAUCCAUAGUGGACCAGGAUGUAGUCUCUCAGCCAAAAUUACAAAGGGACAAGAAAGCAAAAUCACUCUUGGCUGAACUUCUGGUUCCACUGUGGUCCCGUGACCUGAAAUUAAGACUUGGCAAUAAAAAAAAAAAGUCAGGUUGCCUGACAGGUAGAUUAGCUGCUCUUCCACAUAGCGUUACAUUAAUUGCACUAGCAUCUGACAGCGAACAACAAAGUGCUUUAUUUUGCUCCUUGAUCCAAGUGGUUUCACAAGUGUAACAUUGUAUCAUAAUUUCUCUUAGCAUUGUGAUUUUGAAUUCCUCUGUGAUUUUUAUGUGACAUCAUCAGCUACUGCAUAGUUACUAUGAAUAAUGAGGAGUCAAAAGUUAUCAAUAACAUAUGACGAAUUUCUUUUUUCAAUUUUCCACAUUGAAUAUGGCAUGUUAUGAUAAUAAGGAUUAAAAUACAAAACUCCUUGCCUUCAUAAAUUGUUACACCACUCAGACAUAGUAUCCAUCAUACACGCUGCUUUUUCCUUUUGGAUUUUUAGCUGCAUGCAAUACUAUUAGUUCUUGUGAAGCAAAUCUAGAUGACCUUUAGAGGCCAUAUUUUCCUUUUAGAGUCACGAAUGGCAUUUUAUUGAAGCUUUGGUGCAUAGGAAAAUAAGCAGUUGUAGUUAUAGCGACAGUAGUCAAGGUAGAGUUAAAUUUUUAUUGACAAAUUCAUGGCAAAGGAUCAAACGCAGCAAUGUUUUUUAAUAAGCAUCUGAAUUACACUUCAGUAUCAUCAUCCCCUUUGAGUUAGUUAAUUGUUCUUAAUGCUCACAAUAGACGGAAAGUUAUUGUUGUCUCUGUGAUUAACACAAUAGUGUUUGAAGCUUAAAUGAAUUUGCUUGUGAGAUUCAAACAGUAUUUGAAGAUUUGGCCAUUGCAUUAAUUACGAACUGCACUUAGAUUCCGUAAUAACAGAAGGAGACCAUCGAGAACAAUUAGAAAUCACAUCUCUGGGCAUUACCUUCUUUUUAAAAAGAACAUUAAAAAUGCUUCCUAAUGCUACUAAAUCUAAGAGAGCUUCGGUUCCCUACUUCGUAUAUGCAUCCAGAAGUGGUGAGGACUACCUUUUCACUUUGGAAAUUUACAUUUUUGUACCUAAUAUCACUUUUGACCGAAGUUUGAAUGAUUAUACUGAAGCAUUUCCCAUUUACAUUAUGGCCUUUGUUUUCAGUUCUGAAUGUUCUCAUUUAUCAAGAAAACAAGUUUACCACCUAGUUUUUUUUAAGCAAAGAGGCAUUCUUCAUCAGAUCAGACUUCCAGAAUAGCAAGGACGCAAUUUCAUGAUAGAUUCUGCUUGAAAGUUAGCUGGAAACAAAGUACCAUAAGAGUGAAUGUAAUUUUCCUUUGAGAGUUUUUCAUACUCAGUUUAUGAGAAUAACCAUAAAGUUUAGUGCCCCUUCAUCUGAUGCUUUACUAGAGUUGUAAGGGUUUGUCCGCGAGCAUUUCCUCACACUGUUCAGUGGACAAAGACACUACAGAUCUAUUUGCAGUUUCCAGCAUGUUUGCAUGAUGUAAAGAGGCGCAAGUCACUUGCAUUUUAUUCUCUUUUUUGCCCCCAAAGUAACAGAAGCUUCAGUUCCAGUGACAUUGAUCCUUGCAAGCAAUAAUCAUAGCAAUACAUUAUAUACUGUUAUCGCAUCGUGCGUAGUGCUAAAAGUAGAAUCUCAUCUAAGUUGUAAUCUAGAGUAAUUAUUUUUAUACAAUGAAAUUUGAUGUUUUGUGUUAGUUCUCUGAAGCCCGUUGGAACACGUCCUGACUGCAUAGCGAAGGAACUGUUGUUUUUUGUAUCCUGCAGAGCAACAGCAGAGGCAACAAACUGUUUUGACGUCAAAUUUGAUCCGUCGAAUCUCAAAGCAUUGAGCCAAACGAGUUGGGACUUGUUCUAGACCUGUUUCUCUAGAGUCAUUAUUAAAUGCACUACACUGAAAUAGAUUUGCACACUUCUUAUGGGUUCCCCUUGCGUUAUUUUUUAACGGACCACGGUUCUUGCCAGGGGUAGCAUCCUUACGUCAAAAAGGAAAAUCUCUCAAUACACAGGGAAGGUUCAUCGACAGAUAGGGAGUCUGGGACCGGGGAAAUUCUCGUCUUUCUUGGAGAUCCUAUGAAUUCUUAGCAUUUUCUUGAAUGGACGCAAAGUUAAAAAACAAAUAACGAAAUGUUUGUGUCCAGGUUUUACUUCUGUAGUCAAACGAAGGGGUCUGUUUUCUCUCCCCCUUUCGCGCUGAAAUCCUAAGAAACGAAAAUGUACCUGUUCAACUGUGAAUGAAUAUUUAUUUGAUACUAUAAAACAAAAAAAGGUGUUCCGAAACGAAAACCGAAAAACAAAAAACUAAAUAAAAAAAUGUUUUUGAACUUGCAUGAUCACUGUUCUAUUAAAUGCUCAGGUAACGGUGCUGUUUUUGCAAAGACUAUGUGGUCAUGCUUACUGUAGUUGUUAGCGUAGUUAUUUUUAGAGUCAAACUUAGCAUUUAGCCAUUGGUGGUGGUGGUGAUGAUGAUGGUGAUACUGGUGGUGGUGGUGGUGAUGAUGAGUAACGCUGAGGGUUUCAGGCGUUUGUGUUUGAGGGAGCAAGAGGCAUCGGAGGGAAAAGGCCCGAGAUAAUUCUAGAAGAAGGAGGAGGAGGAGGAGUAGGAGGAGGAGGGAAGGGACGCGUUUGUUUGUACAAGCCCAGGAAGGUAAAGGAGGUAUGGGAACGUGUUUGUACUACAAUCCCUGGAAGGCAAAGGAAGUAUGGGAAUGUGUUUGUUUGUGCAUGUCAAAGAUGGUAAAGGAAGUAUGGGAAAGUGUUUGUUUGUACACGUCAAAGACGGUACGGGAACGUGUUUAUAAAUGUCACGGAAGGCAAAGGAAGCAUAAAACAUACCCAAAAGUUGUCAGAUCUACGAGAGACCACAGUUUUAUUUUUGGAGGAAAGACACUAUUUGUAUUAUUAUAUAUAUAAACCUUUGUUAGUUAUAAAUCAACCGUGGUUUGAUCAGUUGACAAAAUGGAUGGAAAGGUUUUCUGAGUAUCAAUUUUAGAAUGAAUAUGGAAGGCCCUUAUUUAUGCAAAUAACAUUAUUAACCCUUAAGAGUCAGUGUGCUAAGUGAAAUUUUCAAAAAAUAAAAAAAUCUAUUUUUGCACGGUACGAAUUCUUUUGCUCUCUAAUUUUCGUGUUCAGCCUCCUUUUAUUCCAUCAAUUGAAGCAAUAAUGAUCACGAGCUCAUCUUCUCUCAGCAGAAUUUCUGACUAACUUUCUCCCCCCUUCGAGGACCAUGACUAUUCCAAAGUCAUGUGUACCUAUACAGCUGGAGCAUAUUUUUUUUUCGGAUUGGGCCUCAGUAAUGAAUACCGUUCAGUAGUCGAGCUUAUUAAUCAAUUAUGGCAUAGUUAAAAAAAAAAAAAGGCCAUCCAUACCUAAGAGGAAAUAUCUUCACGAUGCUGUACUCGAUUCAGCCGCUUCUUUAAAAAUGUAUCAUCUUUUGUCUCCCUAUUUUUCCAAACUCGAAUUCCUUGAUUUCCAAUGUAUUUAUUUUUUAUUGAUAAGGUGACAUGAGUGUAUACUCCCUUGUGGAAACAAACUAUGUUCCUGUUUGAUCAUUUACGAAUUAUUACUGUAUGUGUACAUAAUAGAAUGUGAUCGAUUUAUAUAACGAAAGUUAAUUAUUUUUUAUCUGAGAAGAUCAGGUUUCAGAAAACUGUAAGCGACUUAAACCAAGAGAAACUGUGUUAACACCUUCAGCAAAAGAAAAGUUAAAACAGAUUAACAGAAGCAUCCUCAUUCUGACAGGCUUUUGUUGCAAUAUAUAUUUUUCGUCAAUGUAGAUAUUUCGGUGUUUUGUUAAGCAUAGAAUAAACUAAUGUAUAGAAACUAUAUUAUUUACUGAUGUUUUGUAGUUGGAAAACGGUAUUACUACUGAAGAGGUAGAGAUGUCUUUAGUUAUUAGAUAUCAUUUCAUUAUGCAUUUGUUACUUGUUUCCUUCACGUAUUGAUUAGUUUAAGGUUGUUUUACAUGAUUUUCCAGAAAAUGUGUUCCGUGUUUUAAUAUUUUUUUUUUAAUAAGGACAUUUCAUGUGAUAAUGAUACUUAUUUUAAAAUGAAAUUUCUUCUCGCCAGGAAGUUGUUAAAUUCACACUCGAUUUUUCUAAUCUCAAAACAAAAACUAAUUCUAUUUUGAAUGUUACAUUUAAGGAAGGUUCAAAAGACAUUGUUAAAAAAAGUAUGGUUAUAAACACAAUGACCCCAAAGCUGUUUGUUCAAAAAAAAAAAAGACUGCUCAGAAAUUACUCUUAAGUGACUUAUUGGUUAUUAGAAUCCAUUCGCUCAUUAAUGUAUAAGUAAUUAAGUAAGUCUGUGUCGUGUAUACUUCAGUAUUAGUUCUUCACCUGUUAUGUGUAAAUAACGUCUUAAUUUAUUGCUAAUUUAUUUCUCUGUCGAAGAACAUCUAUUUAACUUAUGUAAUGAUUCCGUUAUAAGUCUGCUGUGGAAGCGUGGGACUGAACAAAAUGAAAACGACUUUUUUUUCUUUUACAGUUAUGACUGAAUGUUGUGCAAAUGAGACAAUAUUCACCUCAAAAGGUUUAUACGUCAAGUUUGGUUCUCUAUGCAGACUCCUAUGUAUACAAUGUCUCUCUUGCACUGAACAGCAAUUCUCACCAAUGAUGUCUACCUGACGCAGACUGAAUUUUGAGGUGACUGACUAUAUAAUUAUGAAUUCAUCUGUAUUUUCU
This is a messenger RNA of Macrobrachium nipponense, 8637 nucleotides long. RefSeq names its product zinc finger protein ZFP2-like. Gene Ontology annotation, biological process: regulation of DNA-templated transcription. Bases 2250 to 3752 code for a protein of 500 amino acids. The transcript has 2 exons. Gene Ontology annotation, molecular function: DNA-binding transcription factor activity, RNA polymerase II-specific; RNA polymerase II cis-regulatory region sequence-specific DNA binding. NCBI's taxonomy places the organism in Eukaryota, Metazoa, Arthropoda, Malacostraca, Decapoda, Palaemonidae. The record is from RefSeq and is a predicted model, not a curated record.